GAUGGCGGAUGUGGCCUUUUGUUUUUAAUUGCCAUAGUCUGACAAGUUCAAAAUGGCCACAGUUGUAUUAGAUGACACAAGACGUAAAUAUUUCUUUUGUUGACACUGUGCAGUGCAUGGAUAGGAGUGGUGAAGAGGAACAUCAAGAAGGAGAUAAAAGAGCAAGCCAAAUCUGGUUCGUCAGGCUAAGUGUUUGAAAGUCGUUUCAAAUAUGAAUACAAAUCAUGUGUGACAGAUGUAAGUGACUUAACCAUUUAUGCUUUCGUGCCAAGUUCAGAGACUGUAGCGGAAAUUCAAUACAGAUAUUUGUAUUACGUGGAAUGUGUGAUGCACGUGCCGGUAUUUCGCAUAUCGGAAGCCCAAAAUAUUCAAAAAUGGGUACGAGAAUUUAAUAUUUCAGAACGCAGUGACAUUUGACAUAACCAGUAUCCAUCAUGCAUCCAAUCAGGCGCCGUAAAAAAAGGCCAAACUACGGAGUGCGAACGGUAGAAGUAUGCAGAGGAAAAAAUGGAUUUGGAUUUACGAUAUCGGGCCAACAACCAUGUAUUCUCAGCUGCAUAGUCACCGGUAGCCCAGCGGAGAAGGCCGGCCUAAGACCAGGCGAUUAUUUGGUUGCUGUCAACGGUCAGAAUGUAAGCAAGGUUCCACACGACGACGUAGUUCGCCUUAUUGGUGGCUCUUCCGGAAUCUUAAAACUCCAGAUAGCAGAGAAUUAUUAUUCUGACAGCUCGGAUGAAGAUGUCAUUGCACCAGCGAGACCGAAACCCAAAUAUCCGCACAAACCUCGUAGUGGUGGUCAACAUCAUCGACCUGUGGCGAUACCUCAGCAGAAUCGUGCAGCCAAAGUUGUUAGAGAUCUACGGACAGGAGCAAUGUUUGAAGAACAUCAACAAUUGGAAGUUGCCGCCAUCCCUUCUAGUGCACUUAUCCGCCCAGUGAGUAAACCUAGUAUUCCUCCACUUCAGCGUUGGGAACCACCUGUCCCAUUCCCAGUACCACCUCCACGUUUAUAUCCUCAUCCACAAGUUGAAAAACCUAGAGAGACAGAGAGAGUCGAGUAUCAGGCUCUUGUCGGGUACCUGGGCACAAUUGAAAUGCCUAAAGAACUCCAGCCUGGAUCCAGACUCCAGGUAGUACGUGGAUGUAUUAGACGACUUCGUGCUGAAAAGCGAGCUCACACGUUAGUGUUGAUGAGUGUGCAUUCCCAUAGUCUUACCCUGAAAAACUGUCAUCAAGCAAUAAUUGCUGAGUAUCCAGCAGAACGUGUUACAUUCUGUGGCUCCAGUUCGGAUGAUGAGCAUCGUUUCUUUGGACUUGUUACAGCUGCAAUUAGAUGUGUGGAUGAUGAAAAUGACAGUGGAGAGACAAUAGCAUCUAGUUCCUGCCAUGUUUUUGCCAUAGAGCUAAGACUCCAUGGCGCACAUUCCGUCCAUGCUGCAAAGGCUGAAGCCUUUAAGCUCAAUUGUAAGACUGACCCAGCAACAGGAUUGUGUAGUGAAUUUCCAUCCUCCUCAGACCCUGUAAUUGCUGCUAUAAAGGUUCUGUACAGUAACAGGUAUGAAAGAGGUAAUGUUGAAAAUGAAGAACCACUGUUAGCAAACUCACCCCAGCCAAGCAAUGCCAGCAGCACUAACACAACAACAUCAAGUAACAGUGAUUCUGGUAUUGGCUUUAGAGAUGAUUGUGGUAAUCAGUCUGAUCGCAUACUCAUGGUUGAUGUGCAGAAUCAACGAUUACAUAUUCAGCAGGUUGGUGAGGUCCAGGUUCCCAAACCACGUGUUUAUGAACUUGCAGGAAGAGUCAAAGAAAAUGCUAAUGCGAGGUUGACUGUGCGUGCAAUGCCAGAUCCAGCUAUGAACAGUGGAGGUGCGAUGGUAGCAAGUAGUCGUAGCCGAUCACCACUUAGCAGUAGUUCUUGUGAUGAUGGUAGUCGUAGAGUAUUUGCAGAACGUGUGCCAAACAUUCCAGCUUACAGUUUUCCUGUUGCGAGAUCAAAUGAUGACAUGAGUGUCAGCAGUGGAACAAACAGGAGUCAAGACCACUUGGCUUUACCAUAUAAGCCUGAACCUUAUGAAACAGUGAGAGACUUUCACCCACAUUUUUCAGAUAAGUUAGAUCCUGAGUGUUACUCUGUGCCUGGUUUCAGUGGUUUAUGUGGAAAAGGUGUAAGAUCAACUGAAGCUAUGAGUAUAAGUAGUGCACAAAGUCAGGAUCCUCUACUGUCAUAUAAACUAAGCCCAAAAGUAUUUGGACUUCCUAGGCCUGUUACACACAGUCUUGAAGACCUGAAAGUUCCAGACCCAGCAGGGUUAGAGGACAGUGCAAGUGGGGUAGCUAUACUUUCACCCAAUAGCCAAAGAGGGCAGCAAUGGGGCAGUCUGCAGGAACUUCGGAGCUUUGUUGCUAAUUGUUUUGAAGCUUCACCAGUCCCAGAACACUUGCAUUCUGAUCAAGAAUCGACAAGCUUGGAACAAGAAGAGCCUGAGAAAGGUGUUGCAAGUUGGGCAACAGCAUUUGAGAAACUGUUGGAGGAUCCAGCAGGUCUUCAUACUUUUGCUGAAUUCUUGAAGAAGGAAUUUAGCCAUGAAAAUAUUUACUUCUGGGUGGCAUGUGAAAGGUAUCGUGAACUGAAAGAUGAAUCAGAGAGAAAACGAGCAGCAAAGGAGAUAUUUGAGCGGCACCUGUGUCUUGGAGCCUUAGAACCUGUAAAUGUGGAUUCUCAUGCACGGCAAGUUACUCAAGAUGGGUUGGAACAAGCUCCAGAGACUUUAUUUGUUCAGGCCCAGAAGCAAAUUUUUGACCUUAUGAAGUUUGACAGCUACCCACGUUUCAUCAAGUCUGAGCUUUAUAAGGAGUGUUUGUUGAGACAGCUCUCAGGACAAGAGCUGCCAUACACUGGUGGUGAAGACCUAGAUUCAGGUUUACAACUGAAGCCCAAAGCAGAGGGUGAUGGUUCACCAAGCGGAACACGCACCAAGUUGAAGAAGAGCCGCAGUGAUGCAGAAGAUCGGCGGCGUAAAUCAUUGUUGCCAUGGCAUCGCAAGAAUCGUUCAAAAUCGAAAGACCGAGGAGAAUCUGAAUACAACAAGAUGAGAAUGAUAAAUCAACAGAGGGAGACAGAAGAUGCUGUUUCUGUGCGAAGUGAUGUUACGAGCAGUAGAUCAUCCCUAGCUUCGUGGGAUCUUGCACUUAGAGGCUCAUUUAGCAGACAGUCUGUAACAUCUGGAGAACUAGGAGAGCGUGAAACAUGUACUUUAUGUCGUGUGAUUCUCGCUGAUGGAGCAACAACAGUUGUCCAGACAAGAAAGCAUGAAAAUGUGAAAGAUAUGGUUAAGAGGCUCUUGGAUAAAAGAGGCCUUCAUUACUCAUCCUUUGAGGUGUACGUUGGAAAUUCGACGAAGCCUGUACCCUUGGAUGAAGAAUCAUCUGUUCUUGGUGGAAAAGAAGUCCAAGUAGAACAGAAGGUUUCAUUUCGACUCGAUCUACCCAACAGAAAAACAGUGGGUGUGAAAGCAAAAUCUUCAAAAUCUCUUGGUGAAGUUCUAAGGCCAAUUCUGCAUAAAUAUGGCUACAAUGUGGAACUUGUUACACUCUGUCUCAUGAGUGAAAAUGAAGUGCUAGAAUUAAAUUUACCAGUAUUAGCUGUUGACAACCAACGUCUGCAAGUUCUGACAAGGAGUGCUGAAGUGUGGAAGAAUGAUGCAGUCCACAAAACAAAAUCAGGUCCAACAUUGGAUGAAAUAACGAACAGGGUUUUUGAGGAGUUGCUGCAAGGGAAAGCUGAGGGCAGGACAACACCUGAUCAGGGAUCUGUUAGGUCAGAAGAUUGGGGUUCUGAACAUUCAUCUGGAAUAUUUGGCCGCUUCUUAAGAAGAGAUUCAGGAUUACUGGAGAAAUCUAGGGAUGCACGUGGGAAAAGCAAGAAGAGUGGCAUGAACAAGCAGGAAGAGCCUGAGAGUAAAUCAUCAGUUGUCACUCGUGCGCCUCUUAUUGCGAAGUGGAAAGUUGGUGUCAAGUUGCAGGGGCGAUCUGAAAGUGAUGAGUUGUAUGAAGGUUUGAAGAGAGCACAGAGAAGUCGGCUAGAAGAUCAAAGAGGAACAGAAAUAAACUUCGAGCUUCCUGACUUUCUGAAAGAUAAGGAAAAUGCCCCACAGACUGGGAAGAAACUUCGAAAAUUUAGGCGGAGUGAGGACCCAAGCCAAACAAAAUUUUAUGAUUCUACAGAAGUGCCGACAGCACAGGCAGUUGCGAGUAGCCAUGAAAGUUUGCUGCUUGAACCAAACACUAAAAACCCCCUGAACAUUGAUAAAGAUUCAAGCACAGGCUUGGUUCCACACUUCUUAGACAGCAGUUUUAGUGCUGACAGUGUUGUUCCCAGCCCUAGGCAGGCAGAAGAAUACUUUUUAGGUCGAUCUGCUGGAAUUAUGGAGUUCAGUGGGUGCAAAUUGACAAGAAGUGAGAAAAUUGGUGUCAGUGGAACUGAUAAGAACAGUGAGGCAGUAAACAGAAACUCUUCACCCGAUAACACACUGGUGGAAGCAGAUCUUGGAGAUGUGACUCUUACAUGUGAUUCAACAGAUGAGAACAGUAAUACUGCAUCUGUAACAACACGUUCACGGCAAUUAAGUGAUCCACCACCUUUGCCUCCAAAACCUAAGCAUUUACCUUCAAAAGCUUCUUUAUGGGGAGUAAGCAAUAUCCCUCCAUUUCGAGCAUCAACAGAUGCUCCAAAUCCAUGUGCAAGGCUUGUUCGUCCUAAUGAUGUAAAAAGAGAUGCUAAAAUAUGUCGAAGUCGAAGGGCAGUAUAUCUUGAUCAACCAAGCAGCAGCUUUGUGUGAUAUUUGUAAAUAUGUAUUCAUAGUAUAUAAAAUAUGAAAUGUAUGGUGCAGAAGAAAGUUCUGUUUCAUUUAAUUUUAAAAUGAAUGUUUAUACCUUCAAGUACAAACUUCAACCAAACUUUACACAACUGGGCAACAUUUUGUAAUUGUAUUGCAAAUGGCUAUUGUCAUCAAUUAAUCCUUUCCUCUUCCCUCUGUACUGGAAACCUUAUAAUAUUAGAUUCACAUUUCAGGGAUUACAACAUUUAAUCACCUUAAAUAAAGUCACAAAUGACUGAAAGUGCACAUGAAAAGAUGUGGAUUAUACCGUAAUGUCCAAAUUAACACUACUACCUUUUAAAUGUUGUUCCCCCUGAUUUGGUCUUUAGGAGCAUUCUGUCCAAUAUGCUCUGUUGCUGUGCAUACUUCAGUUUCCAUUAGUAUUGCAACCUGAAGAGUGGAAAGGAAACAUUUCUGUGCAAUACAGAUGUUAAAACCAAGGAAAAUAUUAAUAAAUAAUUUUGUAAUGCGGCUUCAGAAUUCAAUUGAUAUUAAAGUUUUAAUAUAAUGUAAAAUUGCCAUUUAUAUCGUUUUUUGUGUUUUGAAAUGUACGUUUUGUCAAAUGUUUGAAUUUUUGUUCUGUAUAGCAGCAGUAGUUACUGCUUUUUAGUAAAGUAGUGCCUUUAACUAAUUCCAUUACUGUUGUUAAAUUUUCUGUUGUACCAGAGUUUAUUGUUAAUUUUCUAUAUCUUGUUAUUCAUGUGAGGCGUAUAAUGGACGCACAUUAACUUCUCAGACAAUCAUUCUGUUAUAUCUUUUCAUGUGAUAACUGAAGCUUCCUGUACAUUUUUUAUUACUAUUAUUUACAUUCCGGUGGUUCAGUAUUCAAGAAAUCUAUGUAAGUGACAGUAUUUUAUGAUAGUUAUUUUGGGUAAUGUGGUAACUAAAUAAUUCUAACUGUUGUUGCUGAAUUUUUUGCUGUUUGUAGGUUAUUGACAGCUUUCUGUUCAGAUACAGUAUUGAAAGUGAAAUAUCAUUUUAAAAACGAAACAUUUUAAAGUGUUAUUAGGUGUGUGUGUGUGUGUGUGUUUGUGUGUGUUUUUGGAAAUGUGUUAAAUGUUAUACUGAAAUUUCAACAUUAUGUACAGAUUGUAAAUUUUCAUCUUGCAUAAUUAUGCAAAGAACAUUUCUCAUUUUUAUGUAUUUUUAAAAUAAUCAUCAACCAUUUUCUUCAUACUCAGAGAAAAAUUAUGUCUCUUUCUUUUCUGCUGCACAAAAGAACUGAAAUAUAAAUGAUUCACGAAAUUUACUGCGAACAAGAUGGAGUAGAAAAUGGCAAACCUUUUAAGCCAAUUGUUAUUCCAUAAUUUAAAUUGUUUGGUAUAAUACUGCUACAGUUGUGUAAGUUACAUAUUACAGAAGAAAGAACACUGUAAUGUUUAAAUUGUUGCUCACAACUUGGGAGAUUUUUGUGAAUAUUUCCAGAUAGCCAGUACUUUCAGUUGUGUUCCAUCCUGCUGUCUUUGACUCAUCCUCAGAGUAGAUGGAUGAUACACACCUGAAAUAUCUGUCCUCCAAGUACUGGAAUACAUGGCAGUAUUCCAGAAAUCUCAUUGAAUACUCAAGACACAAGGGAAACUUAAAUAAUCAUAUGGCCAGCUCUGUGCUGCUACAGUGGAGUACUGUACAAUAAGAAUGAUAAAAUUUGAUAAUAUUAUUGCAUCACAUACUGCGCACAAAAUAAAAAUGGUUAUCAGAAAAAUGAAGAAGAAAAUCUAGUUUCUGUUUACUUCAGUGCUUUAAAUUAUCCUGCAUCUUUGUAUUGAAAUGAGAUGAUUUAUUUUGUCAAAUACCCAGUUAUAUUACACCAAAGAGAUAUCAUUAACAUUUAUUAAAAAAUCCAAUGUCAAUGGGCUAUAAUAGGCAAGCAAAGUGUACGUCUUGUGAUCCGAGGACAGCACUGUGCAGAGUUUUGCUUCAGGUACUCAGAGUUGCUGUAAGGUCUGGAAAUCAGGGUAUUUCAAACAUGUCGGGGAAAUUGUUUGUUUACUGAGAUUUCAUCAUCGUUGCUGGCUGGGUGCUGAAUCCCAACUCCCUCAUUCUUACUGUUUCUCCCCCUCCUACUACUCCCCUCAAGUAGCAGUAAGUGCUGUCACCACUUCUUGCCACUAGCCUAGCAGCUGCUGAUGAGGGGCAGGAAGGUGUGAGGAGUGGUUUGUUUGCUUCAGAUUCUCAAAAGAUUGUUGACACAGCAGCCGGAGACAGCGGUCACUUGUGCACAAGUUGUCUGAGUGAUUGUAUGAAUGUGGGUGUGCCCCUUUUUUCGACAAAGGCUAUAGCCAAAAAUUUAGUUGUCUUUUCUACAUGCCUGUCUGCAGCUCAGCGAUCAUCUUUACAGUGGAUUGCUACCUGUCCUCAUUAGUACCGAUUCUCAGAGUAUUUGCACAAGUUAUCUGUUGCAUGGAUUGAUCAUUGCAGUCUCAUUUCAUUAACAUGGUGUCUUUGACACGUUAAUAGCUGGCCACAUGAAUGGACUUCCACCAUGGGCCAAAUCCACAGGCCAUUUCUGCCAGUAUCUCUUACGGAUUGGGCUUGCUAAUCUGAAGCCCAUAGUUUCCCAUUAAUGUGCAAGCCCUGCCUGUCAGAUCUAGUCUCACUGAUCUACCCGCAGGCCGGGUCUGUUUGUGUGUGGCAUAAUGGAGUGGAUUUUUGUGGUUUAUCCGUGGACGUAGGACUGUGGUGCUCUUUGGCAGGCCAGAGGUCAUGGCAGUCGCUGGCAGUUUGUAAACUAUGUACUAAUAUAUUUCUCAAAAGAAAAAUUCCACAAUACCUGUAAAAUAAAAGAUACAACACAGUGGGUAAUAACCAACAAUAACGAACAUAGUAGAACCAACAUUUUAUUGGCAGUUACCUAUACUGUUGGCUUACACAACUCUUCCCCGCCUUAUACACUUCUUUCAAGAUGCCUACAUUGUUCUUAUGUUAUUUUUGAAAUCAAAAAAUUAUUUUAAAUCUGUCUUGUGGCUCCAAGGAAAUGUGUAUUUUUGUCAUCAAGUAUUUUUUGUUUUAUUGAAAUAAAAUAACAGCAGUGAUCUUAAUUAAACACACACCAUUUGGCUUGCUUUUUCCAUCUAAAAACUGAUCAUUACAGAUGAUGUUGAUGUCAGUAUUAAGAGUUUUGCUUACAAGGUAGAGAAAUACAGAAGCCUUACUUUUUUUAUGUCUUUACUUACCCUUGAGGUCUCAAAAUUUGUCAGGGGAAAAUGCUAAAACUUGUCUGGAAAUCAGGGAAUUUCACUUGGGGAAACUUGUGGCAACCUUGUCAGUGCAAACAUUCAUUAGAACAUUUCACAGUCAUGGUGACAGAAUACAAUGUAUAAUAGACACAGUUAAGUUGAGUCCACUGGAAACAAUGGAAAUCUCUUGAAUGAACACCUACAAUGAACUUAUGCAGAAAGUGUUUCACUAACUGACAAAUGUUCCCGAGUCUUUACUGCUUUCACAUGCCACUUUUCUUGCUAUAUCUUCAAAGUCAGUUUCAAUCAAUGCAGAUCUCUUCUGGUACCUGUAAGUUUUUUUCUACACAUAAAUGACAACUGCUUCAUGGUGGCUUCUGAUGCCAUGGCCUUUAACGUUGAGAGUUACACGAGACAGAUACCUUUCCACAUAUGCUUUCUUCACCAUACUCCAUACUGAUUCCAUUGGAUUUAGGCACGAGUAUUAUGCAGGCAAUAGUAGGCUAAGGAAAACUCUGCUUGGCAACAUGCUGGGCAAAUGAAAUCUCCCAACAACUAAAUCCUUUCAUCUGAUAGGCUCAUUGCUGCAUGUUUCAUAGUCUUGUG
Schistocerca cancellata (South American locust) is the source of this 8659-nucleotide messenger RNA. RefSeq names its product regulator of G-protein signaling loco (gene loco). Gene Ontology annotation, molecular function: protein binding; GTPase activator activity. Gene Ontology annotation, biological process: signal transduction. Lineage: Eukaryota; Metazoa; Arthropoda; Insecta; Orthoptera; Acrididae. The record is from RefSeq and is a predicted model, not a curated record. The coding region runs from base 435 to 4838 and encodes 1467 amino acids. The transcript has 13 exons.